AGAUUGACGCUUGAACAAACUGCACUGCACCCCUUUUUUUUUUUUUUGUUGUUUUUAAAAAAUGCUGAUUUCAGUUCCUUGUGCCACCUACUGCAACCUGUAAAUAUGCUAAUUAUUUGACGUAAUGAAGAAGCAUCAUCUCAGUCCCGUGACUGUGCUCAUCAACACAUUCUUUCCGCCCUCGAGGGGCAAUCUCGUCUGACUAAAGCCCUGAUGGUCACUGCAAUAACUGCUUGCUGAAGAUUUUGAAAAUACCCCGAAAUGGCAAUGCAGAAGAAUAAUUUCAAUGUAUAUUGCGUUGGAACUGCGGAUACAAAGUUACAGGAGCUUCAAUUCCUAUCAGAAUGCCUCAAAUUCAGUUUAGAUCGUUUCUUAAAGGGAUCCUCCUUAAAGGUAAAAGUGAUGAUUGUUGAUGUUUCUGCUAGCCAAAAUGAAACUGUGUGUGAGAAAAAUGCAGAGUUUGUGACAAGGCAAGAGGUUCUUUCCUGCUAUACUGAGACUGUGACUGCCCACCUUCCCGAUGAAAGAGCUGAAGCCGUGAAAAUAAUGAGUGAGGCACUUAAAGUUUUCCUUGGAAAAUCUCAUGGGGAAGGAGUUCUUGGAGGAGUCAUUGGCCUUGGAGGAACUGGGGGGACUUCCUUAAUAGCUACUGCACUGAGAUCUCUUCCACUUGGGGUGCCUAAACUCAUUGUAUCCACAGUGGCUAGUGGGCAAACUGAACCAUAUAUUGGGAUAUCAGAUUUGAUUCUUUUUCCAUCAGUAGUGGACAUAUGUGGGCUUAACAGUGUCAGCAGGGCUGUGAUAUCAAAUGCUGGAGCUGCUUUUGCUGGGAUGGUAGCUGGAAAACUGAUCAAAUUGGGUUCUUCCGAUGAAACCAAAGCAAAGAUUAAUGUUGGGAUGACAAUGUUUGGAGUUACAACUCCAUGUGUAAAUGCUGUGAAAGAGAGGCUGAUGAAAGAAGGUUACGAGACACUUGUGUUUCAUGCUACUGGAGUUGGUGGUAAGGCCAUGGAGAACCUUGUUAGAACUGGUUAUAUUCAGGGAGUUAUUGACAUUACAACAACAGAAGUCGCUGAUCAUUUGUUGGGGGGUGUCAUGGCCUGUGAUAGUUCAAGGUUUGAUGCCAUUUUAGAAAAUAAAAUCCCACUAGUCCUUAGUGUGGGUGCUUUAGAUAUGGUAAAUUUUGGAACUAAGGAUACAAUGCCUUCUCAAUUUAAAGGCAGGAAGAUCCAUGUGCAUAAUGCCCAGAUCUCUCUUAUGCGUACUUCUGUGGAGGAGAACAAGAAAUUUGCGCAAUUUAUAGCGACCAAGUUGAAUAGGUCAUCAACAAAGAUCUGCAUUUUACUCCCUGAAAAGGGUAUCUCCGCUUUGGAUGCACCAGGAAAGCCUUUUUACGAUCCGGAGGCUACAGGUGCUCUUAUAAAUGAGCUAGAGAAUCUCAUUGACAGAAAUGAGAACCGACAGGUGAAGAGAUUACCAUGCCACAUUAAUGAUCCUGAGUUUGUUGAUGCGCUGAUUGAGUCGUUCUUGGAGAUAAGUCAUGGGGUGCAGGAAAAUGCAGCUCCUAAUCAAGUGACUCAUGUCGGAACUGGUGGUAAUAUGGACAAGGAAGAAGCACCUUUACAUGAAGCUGGGCCGACGAGUAAAAUUCUUUGGCAUAAGCCAAAAGAUUUUCCUGAUGCUAGACCAGAAACUCUGGAACGCACCCAAGGAAUACUUCAGCAACUGUGGCAACAAACAGAGGAAGGGCUCCCAAUAAUAGGGGCUGGUGCAGGCACUGGAAUAUCUGCUAAGUUUGAGGAAGCAGGAGGUGUAGAUAUUAUAGUCCUGUAUAACUCCGGGCGCUUUAGAAUGGCUGGAAGAGGCUCUUUGUCUGGUUUGUUGCCUUUUGCAGAUGCCAAUGCUGUGGUGCUUGAGAUGGCCAAUGAGGUUCUACCUGUGGUGAAGCGAGUGCCAGUUCUUGCUGGAGUAUGUGGAACUGAUCCAUUUCGUCGGAUGGAUUAUUUCCUAAGGACCUUAGAAUCCAUUGGGUUUGCAGGGGUCCAGAACUUCCCAACUGUUGGCCUUUAUGACGGUGGCUUUCGCCAGAAUCUAGAAGAGACAGGAAUGGGAUAUGAGUUGGAAGUGGAGAUGAUCCGGAAAGCACAUAGUAUGGGUUUCUUGACGACACCGUAUGCUUUCAAUCAAGAUGAAGCUGUAGCCAUGACAAAAGCUGGAGCCAAUAUCAUAGUGGCGCACAUGGGACUCACCACUUCAGGGUCUAUUGGUGCAAAAACAGCAGUCACCUUGGAAGAGAGUGUUUGCCUUGUACAAGCCAUUGCUGAUGCAGCAACUGCAUUCAAUCCAAGAGUUAUAGUGCUCUGUCAUGGAGGUCCUAUCUCAGGUCCCAAAGAAGCUGAGUUCAUAUUAAAGAACACGAAGGGGGUUCAUGGUUUUUAUGGUGCUUCUAGCCUAGAGAGAUUGCCAGUUGAACAGGCCAUUACAAGCAUAGUCAAGCAAUACAAAUCAAUAUCCAUGAACUGAGUCUUUAUGAGUAGGUGGGCCUAUAGAAAGGUUGUCCAGACUGCAGAGAUUUAUAGCUUUAUCUUUGGUCUUAUGAGAAAUUCAUGAAAAUUACCUGCGGUGUCUUCAAAAUGUGUGUUGCUGCUAGAUGCAGAUCUUGGUGGAGUAUUUUUGAAGAGAAGGCCCUGGAUAUACCUAAUAAUGUGUCAGAUACUGUGAAGCAGUAGUGCUUCCCUUCUUAGAGGUUCCAAUACCAAAGAGAUACCUGUUUUUCCUGUUUUGGCUUGUAUUUUGGUGGCCUUUGUGCAUUUUCUUGGACUUAUUUUUAAUCUUUCUUUGUGUCAGGGCUGGUAUUUCAUUGGUCUUUGUGCUCUUUCUUGUAACUUAAUAAUCCUGUGGCUUAUUUCGGUUUUUAUAUUGAAAUCUGUAUAUUGCGUCA
This is a messenger RNA of Amborella trichopoda, 2941 nucleotides long. RefSeq names its product TIM-barrel signal transduction protein. NCBI's taxonomy places the organism in Eukaryota, Viridiplantae, Streptophyta, Magnoliopsida, Amborellales, Amborellaceae. Gene Ontology annotation, molecular function: catalytic activity. The record is from RefSeq and is a predicted model, not a curated record.